AUGGCCUGUGGGACGUCGCGAGGUGGCGGGGAUCGUCGGUCUCUUGCGACGGGUGGGGGAUCUUUGUACGUAUUCUUUAACUUAAUACAGGCUUCGACCUUAAACAUUGUCAUAGGUUCUCAUGUAUGGGUGGAAGAUAAAGAUUUGUCCUGGGUUGAUGGUGAGGUAUUCCGAAUUGAUGGUCAAAAUGCCCAUGUCCGCACAACCAAGGGGAAGACGGUCAUUGCAAAUAUAUCGGAUAUACACCCUAAAGACACAGAAGCACCACCUGAUGGGGUGGAUGACAUGACAAGGUUAUCAUACUUGCAUGAGCCUGGUGUUUUAGAUAACCUGGCUGUCAGAUAUGCGAAAAGUAUCAUUUAUACCUACACUGGUAACAUUCUGAUUGCAAUAAAUCCAUUCCAAAGGCUACCUAAUCUGGUUGAUGCCCGUACUAUGGAAAAAUACAAAGGUGCAAAUCUUGGUGACCUAGAUCCUCACGUAUUUGCAAUAGCUGACGUCUCCUACAGGCAAAUGAUAAAUGAAGGAAAGUGUAACUCCAUUUUGGUCAGUGGUGAAAGUGGUGCUGGUAAGACUGAAACUACGAAAUUGUUGAUGAGAUAUCUUGCAUUUCUGGGUGGGCGAUCCGUAACAGGAGAGAGGACAGUUGAACAGCAAGUUUUAGAAUCUAAUCCAGUCCUUGAAGCCUUUGGGAAUGCGAAAACUGUUCGGAACAACAACUCAAGUCGAUUUGGUAAAUUUGUUGAAAUCCAGUUUGACAAGAGCGGUAAGAUAUCUGGUGCUGCCAUUAGAACUUACUUGCUUGAGAGAUCUCGGGUUUGCCAAAUUAAUAGUCCAGAGAGGAACUACCAUUGCUUUUACUUCCUAUGUGCAGCACCAUCGGAGGAUCUUAAGAAGUAUAAGCUCGGGGACCCAUCGUCGUUUCACUACCUCAACCAGUCAGCUUGUAUUAAAGUUGAUGGAAUCAAUGAUGCUGAGGAAUACCUUGCAACAAGAAAGGCAAUGGAUACUGUUGGCAUCACUGAUCAAGAACAGGAAGCUAUAUUCCGGGUUGUUGCUGUUGUGCUUCAUCUUGGAAACAUAAAUUUUGCAAAAGGGAGAGAGGUAGAUUCAUCCAUAAUAAAGGAUGACAAAUCUAGAUUCCAUCUUAAUACAGCAGGAGAGCUCUUGAUGUGUGAUUGUGAGAAGUUGGAGAAUGCCUUGAUAAAGAGGGAAAUUAAUACACCAGAAGGAGUGAUUACCACAACAGUUGGUCCGAAUUCUGCUACUAUUAGCCGGGAUGGUUUAGCAAAGCAGAUAUACUCUCGAUUAUUUGACUGGCUUGUAAACAGAAUAAAUGCAUCGAUAGGACAAGACCCAGACUCUAACAAACUGAUUGGGGUACUUGAUAUAUAUGGCUUUGAAAGUUUUAAAACCAACAGUUUUGAACAACUGUGCAUCAAUUUUACCAAUGAAAAACUCCAGCAACAUUUUAAUCAGAAUGUCUUCAAAAUGGAACAAGAGGAAUACACAAGGGAGCAAAUUAAUUGGAGUUACAUAGAGUUUGUUGACAAUCAAGAUGUACUUGACCUGAUUGAAAAGAAACCAGGUGGCAUUAUUGCACUUCUUGAUGAAGCCUGCAUGUUUCCAAAGUCCACACACGAGACAUUGUCUCAGAAGCUGUACGAAAAGUUCAAGAACCACAAAAGAUUUACCAAACCCAAGCUUUCUCGUACUGCAUUUACAAUUCAACAUUAUGCUGGAGAUGUAACAUAUCAAUCUGAUCAAUUCCUGGACAAGAACAAGGACUAUGUGGUAGCAGAGCAUCAAGAAUUACUUAAUGCUUCUAAAUGCUCUUUUGUAUCAGGGUUAUUUCCACCAGCAACAGAAGAGAACACAAAAUCAUCAAAAUCCUCAAUUGCAACUCGCUUUAAGCUGCAACUUCACGAGCUCAUGGAGACUUUGAGCUCUACAGAGCCACAUUACAUCAGAUGUAUAAAACCAAAUAGUGUUCUUAAGCCUGGCAUUUUUGAGAAUACCAAUGUUCUGCAGCAGCUUCGAUGCUCUGGUGUUCUUGAAGCAAUUAGAAUCAGCUGUGCUGGUUAUCCCACAAGGAAACAAUUUCAUGAUUUCUUGCAUCGCUUUCGUGUUCUUACUCCUGAAAUUUUGAAAGAGAAAAAUGAUGAAAAAGUCUCCUGUCAAAAGAUUUUGGACAAAAUUGGACUACAGGGUUAUCAGAUAGGAAGAACUAAGGUAUUCCUGAGGGCUGGUCAAAUGGCUGAACUGGAUGCCAGAAGAACAGAGAUGAGAAACAAUGCAGCAAGAGGCGUUCAGAGUCAAUUCCGUACUCAUGUUGCUCGUGAACAGUUCCUAGUACUACGGGACACAUCUAUUUGUUUGCAAUCUUUCGUUAGAGCAAGAUUGGCUUGUAAGCAACAUGAAUUCCUGAGACAACAAGCAGCAGCUUUGAGAAUUCAGAAAAAUGCCCGAUGGUAUUUUGCCUGGAAAACUUAUUACCAACUGCGGUUGUCAGCCAUUACAUUGCAGGCCGGGCUAAGGGCCAUGGCAGCUCGUAAUGAAUUCACCUUUAGAAAGAAAAAUAAAGCUUCAGUCCAUAUCCAGUCCCAGUGGCGAUGCCACAGAGAUUACUCAAAUUAUAUGAAGUUGAGGAGAGCUGCACUAACAUAUCAGUGUGCUUGGCGAAGAAGGGUUGCUAGGAAGGAGCUGAGGAAGCUCAGAAUGGCUGCAAGAGAUACACAGGCUCUGAAGGUGGCCAAAGAGAAACUUGAGGAACGUGUGGAAGAGCUAACAAGCCGCCUGGACCGAGAGAAGAAACUAAGGGCUGAUUUGGAGAAGUCCAAAGCGGAAGAAGUUUCCAAAUUGAAAGAAGCUCUUCAGGAGAUGGAGCAGCGAGUAGAAGAUGUCAAAGCGAUGCAGGAACAAGAAUCAGCAAAAAAGGCUGUUGAAGAAGCUCUAGCUCAAGAAAGAGAAAAGAUCAGUUUAUUGACUACAGAAAUCGAGGGCCUAAAGGCUCUGCUAGUAGCUGAACGAGAGGAGAAUGAUGUAACGAAGAAAGCGCAUGCUAAUGCAUUAGAAACAAAUGAAGAGUUAAAUAAGAGAGUCAGUGAUGCAGAUGAAAAGAUCAAACAAUUUACUGAUACUGUACAGAGACUAGAAGGGACUGUAAGAGAACACGAGGCCCUUUUGCUAACCGAAAGACAACAAAAUGAAGCAGCUAAUGCUGCACUUGCUGAAUCUCAAGCAAGAAAUGAAGCAUUGGUAAGCAAGCUAGAAGACGCUGUGAAACAAAAUGAUCUCCUCCAUGAAGCUGCUCAAAGAUUCGAAGAAGCUACGAAAAAUUUGGAAUCUUCACUGACAUUUGAGAAGCAACGACAUGAGGCAAAUUUGAUAGAAUUAGCUGAAGCACGAGAAAAGAUUGAAGAACUUCAAAGAGAAGUUGGGGACACUGAUGAAAAAUCCACCCUACUUCAGACUAGUAUACAAAGCCUUGAAGAAAGGUUAAGAGAGAAGGAUGCUCUAUUGACAACAGAGAGACUAGAAAGUGAAGCAACUAAGAAAUCUCUCAAUGAAUCUGAGGAUAGAAACCAGGACUUACUAAUGAAAAUUGAAGUUGCUGAGAAAGACAUUGCUCACUUCCAAGAAACUGUCCAAAGACAUGAAGAAAAUAUGGCAGCACUGGAAACUUCGUUGAGAUCUGAAAGGCAGCAAAAUGAUGCAAUCAUGAAGCAGCUAGCUGAAUCUCAGGGGGAAAUAGGAGAGCUGCAAAGGAAGCUUGAAGAUGCUUAUGCCAGAAAUGGGCUUCUUCAAGAUUCUUUACAGAGGUUAGAAGAGGGUGCAACAACAACGGAUGCUCUUUACUUAGCAGAAAGAAAAGAGCAUGAUCAAACGAAGAAAUCACUAUCUGAAGCUCAAGAAACAAACAAGGAGUUACUAAAAAAAAUUGAGGAAGCUGAGAAAAACAUAGAUCAGCUUCUGGAGAAUGUGGAAAGACUUGAAAAGGAUGCAACUACAAGAGAGUCUUUACUGCUUACAACAAAGCAAAGCUAUGAUGACACCACAAAAUUGCUGCUUGAAUCUCAAGAGAAAAACCGAGAGUUAGUGCACAAAGUAGAGGACUCAGAUAGCAAAAUUGUUCUGCUUGAAGAUUCAGUAAAAAGACUCGAAGAAAUUACUGCAGAUAAAGAUUCUUUAUUGGCUAUAGAAAGACAUGAAAACAGUGAAACCAAGAAAGAAUUAGCAGAUUCUCAGAAAAAGAUUGCGGAAUUGCUAACUGAAGUGCAAGAUACCCGUGCAAAUAUUGCAGAACUUGAGGACUCGGUUAGGAGACUCGAAGGAAAUUUGGCAGUAACUGAAGCUUUAUUGCUAACUGAAAAGGAACAGAAUGCUUCCACCUUAAAAUUACUUGCAGAAGCACAAUUGAGAAUCGAAGAAUUAAUAAAAAAACUUGAAGGUUCAGAUAGAAAAUCUGAUAGCCUUCAGGAUACAAUAACAAGACUUGAACAAGAUGUCACUGCCAAAGAGGCCCUAUUGCUUACAGAAAAGCAGGCACAUGAGGCAACAAGGAAGACUCUCACUGAAACUCAGGAAAAGAGUGAAGAACUUCUGAAGAAAAUUCAUGAUAAUGAUAAACAUAUUCUUCAGCUUCAGUUUGCUAUACAGAGGCUUGAGGAAACUACAGUUGCAAAUGAGAAUUUGCUGUUGAGGGAGAGGGAGCAGAAUGACAUAACAACAAAAGCACACAAUGAAAGUCAAGAAAAAUAUGAAGAAUUACUAACCAAAUUUAGUGAUGUUGACAGGAAAAUCGACCUUCUUCAAGGUACCAUAGAAAGGCUUGGAGAAAAUACAACAACAAAGGAUUCUCUGUUGCUAUCAGAGAGACAUGAAAAGGAGGCUAUUAAGAAAGCACUUACUGAGGCUGAAGAGAAAAAUGAAGAGUUACUGAUGAAAGUUGAAGAUGCUAAUGAAAAAAUAGGACACCUUCAAACUACGAUAAAUACGCUUGAAGAUAAUGUAGCUGCAAAAAAUGUUUCUUUAGAAGCUGCGAUGAAGGAAAAUGACGAAAUCAGGAAAUCUCUUAGUGAAGCUCAAGAGAGAAAUGAUGAAUUACUCAAGAAAAUUAGUGAUAGUGAAUACAGGAUCCAUUUACUUCAAGACACGGUACAAAAGCUUCAAGUAGAUGCAAUAUCAAGAUUGUCUUCUUUUGUAAUGGAAAAACAAGAAAGUGAUGCUGCAAAGAGAGCUGUUACUGAAGCUCAUGAAAGAAAUGAAGAUUUACUGAAGAGAAAUGAGGACCUCCUCAAGAGGAAUGAUGAUUUGAUUAAGAAAAUUGAAGACUCUAGUAAAAUUGUCACUCAACUUCAGGAAGCUCUACAAAGACUUGAAGGAAAAGCAUCCAACUUAGAGGCUGAGAACCAAGUUCUUCGUCAACAAGCAACUUCAACUCCACCGUCUACUGCUAAAUCUCCAGCUUCACGCUCAAAGAUCUCAAGGAUCCAUAGAAGUCCAGAGAAUGGCCAUAUUUUCAAUGGUGACAUUAGGCAAACUGAAAUGAAACCCUCAACUGGCACAUCAGAAGCAAUAACCUCAGCAGCCAAUGUUCCUGACUUGGGCGACCAAAAAGAUUUUGAACAUGGAGAAAAACUGCAAAGAAUACCAAAACAGAAAUAUCAGCCUUCCCAUCACCAGCAGCCCCAGGACGAUCAGCAGUGGUUACUCACUUGUAUUUCACAAUAUCUUGGAUUUUCUGGGAGCAAACCUGUUGCAGCUCUCCUUAUAUACCAACGCCUUCUCCAUUGGAAAUCAUUUGAAGCCAUGAAGACGGGUGUCUUCGACAGCAUUUUGCAUGCUAUAAACUCAGCCACAGAGUCUCAAAAUGACAUGAGGACAUUGGCGUAUUGGUUGUCCAACUUAUCUACAUUAACAGUUCUCCUUCAACGGUCAUUCAAAACUACUAGGACGGCAAUCUCAACUCCGCAAAGGAGAAGAUUUUCGUCGGAGAGGAUCUUUCAUGGAAAUCAAACUUCAAAUGCUGGGCUUGCUUAUCUCAGUGGUCAAUCAGUUGUUGGAUCUGCUGGAUUGCCCCAAGUUGAAGCAAAAUAUCCUGCUUUGCUAUUCAAACAGCAGCUUGUGGAUCUAAUUGAAAAGGUUUAUGGCAUGAUAAGUGACAGCGUGAAGAAGGAGCUAAACCCUUUGCUUGAAUUGUGUAUACAGGAUCCACGAACUUCUCACUCAAGUAUCGCAAAAGGCAAUCUUAAUGGCAUGGGUCAACAGAACCAACUCACACAUUGGCUGGGCAUAGUGAAAAUCCUCACUAGCUACUUGGAUGUACUGAGGGCAAACCACGUUCCAUCAAUUCUGGUGCAUAAACUUUUCACUCAAAUAUUCUCACUGAUUGAUGUUCAACUGUUUAACCGAUUACUUUUGCGGCGUGAGUGCUGUUCUUUUAGUAACGGGGAAUAUGUCAGAGCUGGACUAGCUGAACUAAAACAUUGGUCUGACAAUGCUACAAGAGAGUUUGCAGGUUCAGCGUGGGAGGCAUUGAGGCAUAUUAGACAAGCUGUUGAUUUCCUGGUGAUUUCUCUUAAGCCAAUGAGGACAUUAAGAGAGAUACGCACUGAUGUGUGCCCUGCCCUCAGCAUACAACAGCUAGAGCGAAUAGUUAGUAUGUACUGGGAUGAUGUGAAUGGUACAAACACUAUUUCAGCAGAGUUUACAUCAAGCUUGAAAUCUGUGGUACGUGAGGAAUCAAAUAUGGCCACAAGUUUUUCGAUACUGCUAGAUGAUGAUUCCAGUAUACCUUUUUCACUUGAUGAUAUUACAAAGACAUUACCAGUCAUCGAGGUGGCUGAUGAUGACUUUCUGCCUUUUGUCCAUGAAAACCCAAGCUUUGCGUUUUUAUUGCAAAGAGGGGAGUAG
Molecule: messenger RNA, 6915 nt
Organism: Miscanthus lutarioriparius
Lineage: Eukaryota; Viridiplantae; Streptophyta; Magnoliopsida; Poales; Poaceae
Source: the annotation of a GenBank genome assembly